This is a messenger RNA of Oryzias melastigma (Indian medaka), 4464 nucleotides long. It is a transcript of the gene aox6, whose product is annotated as aldehyde oxidase 6. The transcript has 35 exons. Gene Ontology annotation, molecular function: 2 iron, 2 sulfur cluster binding; FAD binding; iron ion binding. NCBI's taxonomy places the organism in Eukaryota, Metazoa, Chordata, Actinopteri, Beloniformes, Adrianichthyidae. Bases 77 to 4075 code for a protein of 1332 amino acids. The record is from RefSeq and is a predicted model, not a curated record.
UUUUGAAAGUGAGCGGAAACGGAAGAGCAGCAGGUUUUCAUCGACUUUGCUCUCGUGCCGCUCGAGCAGUCCAAUAAUGUCUGCAACGGGACGAGGAGAUACUUUGUGCGUCUUUAUCAAUGGAAAGAAGGUGGAGGUGGAAGAUGCCGAUCCGGAGACGAUGUUGUUGUCCUUCCUCAGGCAAAAGCUGAGGCUAACAGGAACCAAGUCUGGCUGUGGGGGUGGAGGCUGUGGGGCCUGCACCGUCAUGGUGUCACGCUACCAACCUGCGACCAAGACCAUCACCCAUUACGCCGUGAACGCCUGCCUCCUGCCGCUCUGUCAGCUGCACGGCGCCGCUGUCACCACGGUGGAGGGCAUCGGCAGCUCCACAACCAGGAUCCACCCGGUGCAGGAGCGAAUAGCGAAGGCUCACGGCUCGCAGUGUGGCUUCUGUACGCCGGGCAUGGUGAUGGCCACCUACGCUCUGCUGAGGAACAAACCCAAACCCACCAUGGACGACAUCACGCUAGCUCUGGCUGGUAAUCUGUGCCGUUGUACUGGGUAUCGGCCUAUCGUGGACGGAUGCAGAACCUUCUGUCAGGAGGCCAACUGCUGCCAAGUCAACGGCGGAGGAAGCUGUUGCCUCAACGGGGAAGAAAAUACCAGUGAAGACUCAAAGAAAAACCCAGAGCUCUUCAAUAAGGACGAGUUCCUUCCGCUGGACCCAACGCAGGAACUCAUCUUUCCCCCGGAACUGAUCCUGAUGGCGGAGACGCCCAGCAUCCAGACGCUCUCUUUUCACGGCGAGAGGAUGAGCUGGCUGUCGCCGGCCUCGCUCCAGGAGCUGAUCCAGCUCAAGGCCAAACACCCCAAGGCGCCGCUGGUCAUGGGCAACACCAACAUCGGUCCAGACAUCAAGUUCAAAGGAGUCGUUCAUCCUCUGGUCAUCUCCCCCAGCAGAAUCAAGGAGCUCUACGAGGUCUCUCAGACUCCACAGGGCGUUUGGGUUGGAGCGGGCUGCACUUUGGCUGAGCUCCGCUCCCUGUUGGAGAAGCUGGUUUCUGAGCUUCCGGCUGAGAAGACCGAGCUCCUCGGAGCUCUGAUCCAGCAGCUGGGGAACCUGGGAAGCCAACAGAUCCGGAACGUUGCGACUCUUGGCGGCAACAUUGCUAGUGCAUACCCAAACUCAGACCUGAACCCCGUUUUGGCUGCUGGGAACUGCAGAGUCGCCGUCAUCUCCAGCGAAGGAAGACGAGAGAUUCCCCUCAAUCAGGACUUCUUCGUGGGUUUCGGAAAAACUGUCCUGAAACCGGAAGACAUUGUUCUGUCGGUUUUCCUUCCUUUUUCCAGAAAGGGGGAGUUUGUGCGCGCUCUCCGACAGGCGCCAAGGAAGGAGGUGUCGUUCGCCACCGUGACAACGGGAAUGCGGGUGUUUUUCUCUGAGGGCUCGUCGACGGUUCAGGAAGUCAGUAUCUACUUUGGGGGCGUGGCUGCCUCCACCGUUAGCGCCGCUGAGACGUGCAAAGCCCUCGUUGGAAGGCCGUGGAGUGAGGAGACCUUCAGCCGGUCCUACGACGUCCUCCUGGAGGAGGUGGCCCUGCCGCCCUCGGCUCCUGGGGGAAAGGUGGAGUUUCGACGCUCCCUGACCCUCAGCCUCCUCUUCAAAUUCUACCUGGAGGUCCUGCACACGCUCAAAGAAAUGAAGGUGAUCUCAGAGGAGAUUCCAGAGAAGCUGCUGCCGUUACCCAAAGACAUCCAACCGACCGUGCAGGAGUUUCAGGCUGUGUCAAAGGAACAGAGUGACCAGGACCCCGUUGGGCGUCCCAUGAUGCAUCGCUCCGCCAUCAGCCACGCCACCGGCGAGGCGGUGUACUGCGACGACAUCCCCAGAACAGACGGGGAGCUCUUCCUGGUUCUGGUCACCAGCACUCGGCCACACGCCAAGAUCACAGACCUGGACGUGAGCGAGGCGCUGAAGGUUCCUGGCGUCGUGGACGUCAUCACGGCCAAGGAUAUUCCCGGGAAGAAGGUCCGCCUCAUGUUCGGCUACCAGGAGGAGGUGCUCUCCGAUGACGAGGUGUCCUGCGUCGGUCAGAUGGUGUGCGCCGUGGUUGCCGAUUCAAAGCCGCACGCCAAGCGUGGAGCGGCGGCCGUGAAGAUCACCUACGAGGACUUGCCAGACCCUAUUUUCACCCUGGAGGACGCCAUCGAGAAGUCGUCUUUCUACGAGCCUCGGCGGUUCCUUGAGGUCGGAGACGUGAACGGAGCUUUUGAGAAAGCGGAUCGAGUUCACGAAGCUGAGGUUCGGAUGGGGGGCCAGGAGCAUUUCUAUAUGGAGCCUCAAAGCAUGCUGGUCGUUCCUGUUGGGGAAGAAAGAGAGUUAAACGUCUACGUCUCCACUCAGUGGCCCGCUCUGACUCAGGAGGCGGUGGCAGAGACUCUGGGAAUACCUUCCAAUAGGGUCACCUGCCACGUCAAAAGGAUGGGCGGAGCUUUUGGAGGGAAGGUCAUUAAAACGUCCAUCCUGGCCUCCAUCACCUCUGUGGCUGCGUGGAAGACCAAUCGUGCUGUCCGGUGUGUCCUGGAGAGAGGUGAAGACAUGCUGAUUACAGGAGGGCGCCAUCCCCUCCUGGCGAAAUACAAGGUCGGCUUCAUGAACGACGGGCGAAUCGUAGCCGCAGAUCUGUCGUAUUAUGCCAACGCUGGCUGUAAAGUGGACGAAUCCGUUCUGAUUGCCGAGAAGUUCCUCCUGCACAUGGAGAAUACUUACAGCAUCCCAAACCUGCGAGGGUUCGCCGCCGCCUGCAGGACCAACCUGCCGUCCAACACGGCCUUCAGAGGCUUCGGUGUGCCGCAGUGCCUGUUCGUGAUCGAGAACAUGGUCAACGACGUGGCGCUGCUGCUGGGACGCCCUGCAGAUCAGAUUCGGGAGAUGAACAUGUACAAAGGGCCGUCGUCGACCCCCUACAAGCUGGAGUUCAGCCCGGACAACAUGCUGCGCUGCUGGGAGGAGUGUAAGCUCAAGUCGGACUACAGCGCCCGCUGCACAGCUGUCGACCAGUUCAACCAGCAGAACCAGUGGAAGAAGAGGGGCAUCUCCCUCAUUCCCAUCAAAUACGGCAUCGGCUUUGCAGAGAGCUUCCUGAAUCAGGCGGCCGCCCUGGUCCACAUCUACAAGGACGGCUCUGUUCUGGUCACUCAUGGAGGGACGGAGAUGGGACAGGGAAUCCACACCAAAAUGCAGCAGGUCGCCAGCAGAGAGCUUCACAUCCCAACAACCAAGAUCUACAUCAGUGAAACCAGCACCAACACGGUCCCCAACACCUGUCCCUCCGCUGCGUCCUUUGGCACCGACGCCAACGGAAUGGCUGUCAAGAACGCCUGUGAGACUCUGUACCAGCGCCUGGAGCCACUCAGGAAGAAGAACCCCGAGGGACCAUGGGAGAAUUGGAUUCGAGACGCGUAUUUUCAGAAGAUCAGUCUAUCAGCCACCGGGUUCUGGAGAGGUCCAGAUCUGUACAUGGACUGGGACAAAAUGGAGGGCCACCCUUAUGCCUACUUCACAUUUGGAGUUUGCUGCAGUGAAGUGGAGCUGGACUGCCUUGUGGGAGACUACCGGACUCUGAGGACAGACAUUGUGUUUGACAUCGGCAGAAGUUUGAACCCAUCUGUGGAGAUUGGCCAGAUUGAGGGUGCAUUCAUGCAGGGUUUGGGUCUUUACACUCUGGAGGAGCUGAAGUACUCCCCUUCUGGCCUUCUGUACACAAGAGGCCCAUCCCAAUACAAGAUUCCCGCCGUCUGCGACAUGCCGCUUGAGUUUAACGUCUACCUGCUGCCGGACACCGACAACCCCCACGCCAUCUACUCCUCCAAGGGUAUUGGAGAACCGGCCCUCUUCCUGGGGAGCUCCUGUUUCUUCGCCAUCAAAGACGCGGUGGCGGCAGCGCGCUCUGAUUCCGGAAUGGCCGGACCGUUUACCCUCGAUAGCCCCGCGACUCCAGAGAGGGCCUGUUUGGCUUGUGCCACACCGUUCACUCGAAAGAUUCCGACCAGCGAGCCAGGAUCAUUCAGACCGUGGGCCUUAAACAUUUAAAACUCAAUCAUUCCUUAAAUGCACUUAGUAAACUAAUCAUUUACUCAAUGAUUAUUCAGCUAUUUUACCGAAGCACUAAAGCUAAUGGUAUUAAUAAUCACUGAACGUGAAAAAAUAUAUACAUAAUUACAGUUUCUAUGCACUUAACUGGAAAUUUGUUCCAUAAAGAUGUUUUAUUAUGAAUAGAACAAGAAUUUAAAGCAAACUUUAUACAAUGAAGUCUUGCUAAUUGUUUUGUCUAAAAAACACGAUGAUUGAAUGUUGCUAAUACUUAUCAAGUACUAUCAAGCAGAAACACACCUGGAGACGGAGGUGUUUGAUUUUGUCUUUGUUACUAAUUGUUGAAAACUUUUUAUCAGAAAUUCUAAUAAAAAUUAAAUAUUGGUGAA